AGUUCAUCAAACGCCAUUUCCCCCGUUAAGAAGAAAGGAACAUGUGUUGAAAAAAGAGAAGUCUUUGAAACUCUCUGUUUAAAUACACACUUAAUUUCACAAAAACUAAUAACUAAAAAAUUGUCAUCAUGAUGCCCAGAAUGAGAAUGCCGGUUCGUCAUAUGGGACCACGUGGUAUGCGUCCCAGAGGACCACGUCCCGUCCCCCCACCAGGAAUCAGACCAAUGAGAGCUCCAGGAGCACCACCAAUGCGUCCACGGUUAGCUCCACCACCCCAACCUGUACCAGCUCCAUCUAUCACUGGAAAUGCCACAAAUGAUCCAUCGACUGCUAACAAAAGAGUAUUUGUUGGAAACCUUAACACAAUAGCAAUCAGCAAAGAAGAAGUGGAGAGAAUAUUUAGUCAAUAUGGCAUUAUUACUGGCAUAUCUAUGCAUAAAGGUUAUGCCUUUGUGCAGUUUGCUUAUGAACAUGAAGCUCGAGUAGCAUGUGGAAGUGAAGAUAGUAAGACAUAUGCAGGACAAAAAUUAGAUUGCAAUAUUGCUUCAGAACCAAAGAAUAAAUCUACAGUAAAUCUAGGGGUAAAAAGACCUGCAAUAGCCUUACAGACAGUGAAAAUGGGAGGCCCAGGAAUAUCUGUUGGACCUCCAGCUAUGAAGAAAAUUAGACAAGAUUCUAUACCCACAAUAAAACGUACCUUAGUAGACCUUACAGGAAAUGCAGCAAUCACAGAGACAAAAAAGACUAUCACACCUAUCACAGCUAACUCAGCAUUAAGAAAAGUUGCUACUAAAGAUGUUCUGAUUUGUGGAAAUUGCAAGACAAGUUUUAUGAGUUUGCACAGUUUGGCACAGCAUAAGAAAGUUCCGUGUAAAUUAAGGUUUUCCUGUAAAUGCCAGAACACCCCUGUUCCAGAUACUGAAUCAACAGAUCCAACAACCCUUCAGUGUGGUACAUGUAAUGCAGAAUUUUCAAGUGCAUGGGCUUUAGUACAGCAUUGUCACGAAGAGCAUAAAAUGUCAAUAUAUAGAACGGAAGGACAAGGCCAGGGAGAUGUUGCAACAGUAGAAGAAGUGGUUGAGGUAAUUGAACUUGAAUGAUACAUACUGGUAUAUUGGGAAGUUGUCGUAGUCCAGAGUGAAGGGGAUGUGAAUGGCCAAUAGAUGGUGAAUGUACAUAUUUUAUUGUACAUCAGUAAUUUUACUAGCAAUCAACCCUAUGGGACAAUAAUUGACCUUGGUUUAGGUGUAGAAUUUGGUGAUCAUUAUUUUGAAAUAAAACAUUUUUGUAAAAGACAUACCCUAAUAUUCAUCUGUAAAAUAAACUGCUCACAGGAUAUUUUUGAGAAUCAAUAAAGACAUGGAGAAAAUCUUAUCACAGAUAACAGAAGAUGAAUCGCAAUUAAUUGAAUUUUUGUCAUUUUAUUAUUUGAUUGCCUAAUUGAUGUACUACAAUCAUGACAUUUUUGUUACCAUGGUAUUGUUAUGCUGAAAAAAGACAUUUCUGGGUAUUGUUUAAUACAUUUAGUUAUUUCAUUUAAUAAAUAUUUUGCCAUGAUAAACAUAAUGCAGACUUUUCUCUGUUUUACAGUGUAUUUUGAAUGAAAGUAUGAAACAAAUUUGGAGCCAUUAGAAUUGAAAAGCAAAUUAAGUCCUUUUCUCUCCAAUCCCCUUACAGUCAUGUUAAUAAAUGACUUGAGGUAUUUGAAAAUUUGGCAGCUGGUUAUAUUAGUUAUGUAAAGAAUUUUAAAUUUUGUUAUACAUGCAGGUAUACACUGAAAUUAAAAUGAAUUCUCAAGAAUCAAUUAUUAUUUACAUCACAUUAAUUAUUCACAAAAUAAGUAGUUUUUGUCAGACAUCAACAACGUUAGAAAGAAAUCAGGCCUGUUAAAACUAAGUUAAUCUUGUAUAUAAUAUGAUUCUUCUGAAAUUAACUGCAUAUAGAUUAUAUGUAUGCUGAUGUUCUUGUCAGUUGUAAAAUGAAUUUUGUAGUAUUUGAUGUCCAAUAAAUAUUUUAGUCUA
Messenger RNA from Mytilus californianus (California mussel), 2021 nucleotides. RefSeq lists its product as uncharacterized. Gene Ontology annotation, molecular function: RNA binding. The record is from RefSeq and is a predicted model, not a curated record. Lineage: Eukaryota; Metazoa; Mollusca; Bivalvia; Mytilida; Mytilidae. Gene Ontology annotation, cellular component: nucleus. Bases 129 to 1100 code for a protein of 323 amino acids. The transcript is spliced from 8 exons.